AUGUCGCUCCAAAACUACACCAAGCUCGAAAAGGUCGGAGAGGGCACCUAUGGUGUCGUCUACAAGGCGGUGGACCUCCAGUCGGGCAACUUUGUUGCGCUCAAGAAGAUCCGUCUCGAGGCCGAGGACGAAGGCGUCCCCUCGACGUCUAUCCGUGAGAUCUCGCUCCUCAAGGAACUGAGCAAGGACGACAACAUUGUCAAGCUCCUUGACAUUGUCCACCAGGACGCCAAGCUCUACCUCGUGUUCGAAUUCCUCGACCUCGACCUGAAGCGUUACAUGGACUCGCUUCCGGACAAGGAGGCUCUCCCGCCCAACCUCGUCAAGAAGUUCACCUACCAGCUCAUCAAGGGCCUGUUCUACUGUCACGUCCACCGUGUCCUCCACCGUGACCUCAAGCCCCAGAACCUCCUGAUUGACAAGGAGGGCAACCUCAAGCUUGCCGACUUUGGCCUGGCCCGCGCAUUCGGUAUCCCGCUGCGGACGUACACGCACGAGGUCGUCACCCUCUGGUACCGCGCCCCAGAGGUCCUCCUCGGCUCACGUCACUACUCGACCGCCAUCGACAUGUGGUCGGUCGGCUGCAUCUUUGCAGAGAUGGCCAUGCGUUCGCCCCUCUUCCCCGGCGACUCUGAGAUUGACGAGAUUUUCCGCAUCUUCCGUCUACUCGGAACACCGGACGAGGAGAGCUGGCCUGGUAUCCGCAGCCUGCCCGACUACAAGUCGUCGUUCCCCCAGUGGCACCAGGCAGAACUCGGCGGCGCCGUCUCUGGUCUCGACGCCAACGGCCUCGACCUUCUUGCGCAGACACUUAUUUACGACCCCGCCCAGCGCAUCUCGGCAAAGCGUGCACUGCAGCACCCCUACUUUGCCACCUCGGUGGCCGCCGCCGCCAACGGCACUGCCUAG
Apiotrichum porosum is the source of this 909-nucleotide messenger RNA. RefSeq names its product Cyclin-dependent kinase catalytic subunit (gene CDC28). The record is from RefSeq and is a predicted model, not a curated record. Gene Ontology annotation, cellular component: nucleus; cytoplasm; cyclin-dependent protein kinase holoenzyme complex. Gene Ontology annotation, biological process: regulation of G2/M transition of mitotic cell cycle; G1/S transition of mitotic cell cycle; protein phosphorylation. The transcript is spliced from 6 exons. NCBI's taxonomy places the organism in Eukaryota, Fungi, Basidiomycota, Tremellomycetes, Trichosporonales, Trichosporonaceae. The coding region runs from base 1 to 909 and encodes 302 amino acids. Gene Ontology annotation, molecular function: cyclin-dependent protein serine/threonine kinase activity; cyclin binding; ATP binding.